UUUUUUUCACGGCAGCAUGCUUUGGGUGCGUGGUUUAUUAUGGGCGUGGAGACGAUUGUCUCCUCCCUUAAAAUGCGGCGCCUGUAUCGAUAACUGUUAUUUUGAACAGAUUAAAAGGAAGGCGGUCCUUUUGGGCGCGUUUCCAGUUAGAAGAUGAGGAUUUGGGUUGCUAGGAAGCGGUGUUGCCGCCGGAAGAUGGCGGCUGCGUCGAGGAGGCGGGCACUGGUAUUUUACAUCAUAAACGGACAAAAAUAAAAUUCUUCUUUUUGUUUUUUUUAAUCAGGAACCGACAACACAAACCGCUCAGCACUCGCGGUUAAGAAAGAGAUAUAUACAUCGGCUAGAGAGUAACAGACGCUGACCUCCUAAGGAAUAUUCUAGGCAGAAUUACAUGUUUACUGUGCAUGGUAAGCAGGUUUGCCAGUUGGGAGAUGGAAGACUAUGAGGAGUUCUAUACAAAGCACCUGGCUCAGAUCCAGGGAGAGGUGCAGCCCCGCAUUCUGCCUGCCAGCCAACAGGGGGAGCUUUCCAUUAUCCAGUUCCAUGGUGUUCCUGUCCUGUCACCUCUGCUGACUUUGGAGCGACGGAAGGAGAUGACACAGUACAGGAACCGCGCUGUAGAGCUGGAGACUGCGAACCAUGGUCUGAGGAGGAGCGCCUUGCUGACUCGGGUUCAAAAGAUCCUGGAAAGUGUGCAGGUACGGAAGGUGUCAAAUGCAGGUGAGCAGGUGUCUGCCCCAGAUAAUCACUCCCAAAAAUCAGAGGCCAGGAAUGGGUUUGCCCUUCUUCCUGACAUGAGUGGACUGCCAAAGGGAAGAGUAUCAGGGGUUGCUAGUGUGCCUCCAAGGAGCAGUGCAAGAGAGCAUCCCCAAGAGGAGAACGGUGUCCUCACCCCUGCAUCCCCCAUCCUUGCAGAACACCCCUCUCCCAUACCAACCCUGGACUUGAGGGGGGAGGAGGACGAGGAGGCCAGCAACUACGCUGUGAGUCUGCAGAGCUUGCUGAGGAAGUCUCGGGAGUACAUGGAGAGGGAGCAGGGCAGACGUGGGGCCCGUGGCAGCCACAAGGUGGGAGCGGCACGUGGAGAGAGCCUCUCAGAUAAGGAGAACGAGGGCAGUGGGGGGACAGGAGAGCUCUGCGAGAAGAGCCAGCCCCCUUGCCGCAGCUGUAGCCCUGUAGUGUGGGAUGUCACCAGCCCUGCCUGCUCCAGCACCCCUCCCAAUCAGCAGUCUGCAGGCUCCGAUUCGGACAGUCCGGAGUCAAUCUCCCUGUUGCCCCGCAGCCUGACUGGGUCCUAUGCACGGCUUCCCAGUCCCGAGCCCAGCCUGAGCCCAAGGGUGCACAGGCGCCGUCCACGCCCUCUCUCUGCAGGAAAUAUCGUCAUCCCACAUCCCCUGAGUGCCUGUGAGUUCAGUCCCAUGGCAGACAAGGGGCAGCACCACACAGGGCAGAACCCACAAAAGGAGAGCCUGAUGCAACAGGCUGCAUUUGGAGAGCCAGCAUUCUGCAUCAGCAAAGUGCUCACAGGCAGUUCCGAGCUCUCUGCAACUCAGUCUUCAGUCCCUGUUGAGGCCUCGCCCUGGACCCCCCAUGCACCCCCUUCUGGCAGUAGGAGACACAGCCGCUCUGGCAUUGCGCUACAGGGUGACAGCGUGAUUGGAGAUGUGUCUUUCCGCAGGCGCUCGCACACCAUGGACAGCGUCUCGUCUUCCAGUCUGAACAUUGCGGAGGAGAUGGGCCCUGGGUUCCAGGGCAACCUGCCCAGGAGAGCUCCACGCCGGCGCUCCCCCGCUCCCCUCAACAAGUCUUACAAUGUGGAGAGCCCCUCCCCUGUGCUGCUGCGGCACCACGUGGGCUUCCCGGGGCCUGAGGAGCAUCCUGAGACCACCCCUAAAGGGAGGCUGGACCUGGAGCUGUGGGGAUCCAGAGAGAGACAGCUGAACACCAGUCAUCCAGACACACCAGGUGAAGAACAGGGGGGCUACAACAACAAGACUGAAUCAUCCUCCAGCGAUGUUGGUGAGGGAACCAGGGAGGUGCUGGUUAAGAGGCAGAUGUUGGCUCUGGAGGCAAUGAGGCGCAGGCUGGAGGAAGAGCAUGCUUUGCAGCUGUCCCUGCUGAUUGCUGAGCAGGAGAGGGAGCAGGAGAGCUUCAGACAGGAGAUGGAAGAACAGGAGAGACGGCUGAGGGACAAGCGAGUGGAACUUUCUCAUCCUGGUGAAAGACGAGUCUCUAUAGAAACGGAACCAGACUGGAGGGCAAUCAGUGGGAGCUGUCCCAGCGCAACGACUCUGACACAGGGAGAUAUUCACACUGGCAACAUCUCACACAGCAUAGGUUUCCAUCCCCAACUUAGUCCUGGAACCCCCCAACCCUCAACCCAGUCCCCCUUCUACCUAUGGGGACCUCACCGGGGAGGCUGCAAACCAAGGAUCAAGUGGUCUCAGGUAAACUCUCCAGAGGUCCAUCAGCGGCUGUGUAAGCUGAGCGCCCUGGCAAAGGGAUUCCUGACUCGCAGAAUGUUACAAACCGAGAAAGUCAAACACCUGCGGCAGACAGUCCGGGACACGCUGGAGUUCAUCAAGACUUUCAAGACUGAAGGCUCCCUGAAGAGAGGGGCAGCCUCUGCACAGGAUGUGUCUCUGCAGGAGAGGGUGCUGGCACAGCUGCGUGCCGCCCUGUAUGAUGUGCAUGACAUCUUCUUCCUGAUGCCACAGAAUGAGAGGCUGGGUCUGCUGCAGCAAGACCGGGAGCUGCGCAGGGAGAGGAAGCUGCGAGAGAUGGAGAAGUUCAAAAGCCCACGAGAGAAGGUCACCCUGUCCGCAGCAACCCAGAAAUCCCUGGACAGAAAGAAGCAAAUGAGGGUCACGGAGAUGACUGGACCGAGCAAAAGGACCCAACAGAAACCAAAGAGCCCACCAACCAACAGGAUCCUCCAGCCAAACCAAGGGCAGAAUGCCCCCCUACAAGGGCAGCUCUGUCGACAGGGGAGUUUGUAUAGGAAGGGACCAGAGGAGCGAGUGAAGCGCUCAGACAGCCUGAGGAAGCAGCAUUCUCUGGGAUAGGCCCUGGAGGAAAUAGGUCAAUCACAAUACAUUACCAAGCCACACCAGGCAAGCCAUCAACUUAACCAGCGUGACAGAACUUCCUCAAAGUGCCCACUGCACUUUUUGGAGCUAUUUCACUUAACCUUCGAGGUGUACUAACAAAAGCAUUUACUCUCACCAUUAAAAAUGCAUUCUUACAAGCACUGUUGCCUAUGACUCUUCCAGAGCACAUUACUCCUACCACAACACUAGAAGUUUCACCCUGUCUUUGUUCACUUCCUGUGCUGAAGGUAAUAGGAAGCUGCCUGAGCCUGUCUGCUGUAUGAGGCUCAAGAGGGUUCUUAAUGCCUGCUACACAGGAAGUGAUCCUGGACAGAAAACAAGACAAUAUAACGCAGAAGUUGUUGGAAUGUUGUUUUGCUAAUGAGUAAGAAACAUUCAUUAUUAUAGCCUUCUGUGACUAAUGACAGGUAUACUCCAGGCAGCUAUAAAGCUGCUAAUAGAAACUAUUUUCGUUUUUAAGUGGAUCACCAACCUUCAAGGGUGGGUGUUUUUUUUUAAUUAUAUUUUUUAAAGACAGACUACAAGUGGCGACAGUUCUGUAUCUUAAACAAUAGCCAACCAACCCACAGAUCUCUCCAGUUGCAGUAAAGCUUGAGCAACAGCACCCCCUGCUGCUGCCAUUUGUCAGUGAAGCGGAAUCUGUAUAAUUUUGCCUGACCUAAUUAAUGCCAAGCGCACAUUGACGUUGAUUUUGGGUUAGAGCUUAUUCAAGUCAUAGUGCCGCUUUUAUUGUAUUUGACUGUAAAGAAGCAUUUGCUUGUUUAGUGCAAAAAAAUAUAAAAAUAAAUAUAUAUGUAUAAUAUGCAAGUUUAGAUACAUAUAUUGUUAUAGUAAAGUUAUAUAGCGAAUGUUGCUUUUGCUCUUAACAUGCCUUUUAUGCUUUUAAAGGGGCAAAAACCUGAACCACAGUGCUGCUAUGAUACCAUAGGUGUUGAUGCACUAAUACAGAGCGUAAUGUCUUUUCUUUCCCUUGUAAACUCUGGUACCUUUCCUCGAAUUCAUUGAGUUCAGGAAGAUGUUUUCCUGGCUGUAUUUCUCAAAGCAGCUUGAAAAUACCCUCUAGAAAUUUGGAACCUGCCCUUGACAUUUCUCCAAAUCUGUAAAAGCUUAAAUUAUACAGUGUAGAGUUGGGAAUUAGGCCAUUUGAAAAACGCCCAAUAUUGGUAUUGCUUUAUUAUCUUACAGUAUCUUCCUUAAGUGCCACCUGCUGUAUCUUAACAGAACUGCAGACGGCUUUUGUUCUGCAUUUCUCUGGUCCUACUUGCCUGAGAAGCCAAACUGCAGUCCAUUGAGUUGACCUUUUUGCAAAUGGCAGUGGGCCUUGGUGCCAUUUCAGAUGCCUUCAAGUGCCAGAGCUGAUCAGCCAACCAGCCCACGGGCUUUUGCAGUUUAAUAAUCAUAUGACAUGUUGUAUUGCAAGGUUUCAAGGUUGUGUUUUUUUUUUUUUUUUUUUUUAAU
Messenger RNA from Polyodon spathula (Mississippi paddlefish), 4568 nucleotides. Its product is annotated as centriolar coiled-coil protein of 110 kDa-like. The record is from RefSeq and is a predicted model, not a curated record. Gene Ontology annotation, cellular component: centriole. NCBI's taxonomy places the organism in Eukaryota, Metazoa, Chordata, Actinopteri, Acipenseriformes, Polyodontidae. Gene Ontology annotation, biological process: centrosome duplication; regulation of cytokinesis; centriole replication. The transcript has 14 exons. Bases 405 to 3065 code for a protein of 886 amino acids.